Messenger RNA from Aspergillus steynii IBT 23096, 1173 nucleotides. RefSeq names its product putative sarcosine oxidase. The coding region runs from base 1 to 1173 and encodes 390 amino acids. The transcript is spliced from 6 exons. Lineage: Eukaryota; Fungi; Ascomycota; Eurotiomycetes; Eurotiales; Aspergillaceae. Gene Ontology annotation, molecular function: sarcosine oxidase activity; flavin adenine dinucleotide binding. The record is from RefSeq and is a predicted model, not a curated record.
AUGCCCCCCAAGAAUAACUACGACGUCGCCAUAAUCGGCGGCGGCCCAAUUGGCCUCUCGACCGCCCACGAACUCGCCAAAGCCGGGCACUCCGUCGUCGUCCUCGAACAAUACAACUUCUUCAACCAGGCCGGCAGCUCCGGUGACCUCCAACGCAUGUUCCGAACAACGUACACGGAGGAUUUCAUGGCCGAUCUGGCAUACGAGAGCAUGAGGGUCUGGGAGGAGCUUGAAGCGGAGGCAGGAGAGACGCUACGCUGGAUGACGGGGUUGUUGAAUUUUGGGAACCCGGAGUAUCAUGAGAGAGGUCCGGAAGGAACGCUCCUCGGCCCUAUUGAGAAUCUGAAACGACUGGGUAUGGAAUAUACAGUAUAUACCAAAUCUGAUAUCGAAAGGUCCUACCCCUUCACUAACCUCCCGGACGACUAUAUCGGUAUCUACGCGCCGGAUAACGGUAUUAUCAACGUUCCUCUUCUAGUGAGGACAUUGUACCGUCUUGCAAAGCAGAAUGGAGCCCAGAUGCAUUCACACACGCAGGUUACGCGACUAGAUCCAGAAAGUGUAGGACAGGGCUGGCGCAUAUCCGCCAUCCAAGAAGGCCAACCGGUUACAUACCACGCAGACAAAAUUGUUUUGACAUGCGGAGCAUACAUCAACUCUAUUCUCCGCGCUAGCUUCGGUAUCCAGCUGAGACUCGAGAUCUGGGAAAUGGCAGGGAGUUAUUAUAGCCUCUUCUUCGGAUACCCUGUUCUCCCAUGGGGACCACCCGAUCUGGCGCGCAUAACUGUCGACACAGCGACGAGACGGAUCUCGGACCCAGCGCAGCGCAAUGAGUGUGGUGUCAGCGAAGGGGAUAUUGCGAACACGCGGGACUUUGUGACGCGGUUUAUGAAAGGUGUGAAUCCGUCGAUUCCUGUCUUCGAGUCGGUUUGUUUGCAGGGGAAUGUUUUUGAUAAUAUGUUCGUUCUCGAUCAGCUUCCUGAGGAGUAUCUUCGAGGAGCAGAGCCAGGGUCUGUGGUUUUGUUUACGGCCGGCUGGGCGAUGAAGUUUGUUCCGUUGGUUGGGCGGGCUUUGAAGGGGUUGGUGGUGGAUGGGAGGUCGAGGUAUGCGAGGGGAGAGUUUGCGGUUACGAGGAAAGAUGAGAGGGGAGAGGGGUUGAAUGAGGAGGUUUAG